Messenger RNA from Phoenix dactylifera (date palm), 1824 nucleotides. Its product is annotated as protein neprosin-like. The record is from RefSeq and is a predicted model, not a curated record. NCBI's taxonomy places the organism in Eukaryota, Viridiplantae, Streptophyta, Magnoliopsida, Arecales, Arecaceae.
AGAAAGGGGAGCAAAAAGAGGGAGAGGGAGAGAGAGAGAGAGAGAGGAGUUUGAGUGGGUGUGUGCGAGUGAGGGAGAGUGCUUGCGGGUGGUACCGGCGACGAGGUUAGGGGAUUUAUUUGGUUGAUGAUGAGAUAAGGGGAGGGGGGAUGAGAUAAAAGAAGGAAAGAAGGGGAUUUUUAUUUGAUUUUCAGCUGGUGAGGGAUCUUUUUUUCUCUCUUUGAGGGAGGGGGAGAGAACGAGGAGGCGGCCAUGGCGGCGCAUGUUAGCGUGAACCAUGGCUUGCUGGCGCUGUUACUGGUGCUGAUCUGCUUAUCGUGCGCCGAGGGUGGGGAGCAGGCCACGAGGCAGUGGCUGGAGGUGCGGCGGCACCUGAAACGAUUCAACAAGCCCGCCAUCAAGAGCAUUAAGAGCCCGGAUGGAGAUAUCAUAGACUGUGUCCAUGUCUCUCAUCAGCCAGCCUUUGAUCAUCCUUUUCUCAAAAACCACACUAUCCAGGUGAGGCCAGCUUUCCACCCAUUUGACCUAUAUGAUGAGAACAAGGUGGCAUCAAAGAAGAAAUCUAGCUCCAUAGCUCAGCUUUGGCAUCAAAAUGGGAGGUGCCCUGAGGACACCAUCCCCAUUAGAAGGACCAAGAGGGAUGAUGUGCUGAGGGCCAGCUCUGUCAGAAGGUAUGGGAAGAAGAGUCACAGGACUGUACCAAAUCCCACUUCUGUAGACCCUGACCUUCUCAAUGAGAGUGGCCAUCAGCAUGCAAUUGCUUAUGUAGAGGGAGAUAAGUACUACGGAGCGAAGGCAACCAUAAAUGUAUGGGAGCCAAAGAUCCAACAGCCCAAUGAGUUCAGCUUGUCUCAGCUCUGGAUUCUUGGGGGUUCUUUUGGAGAGGAUCUCAAUAGCAUUGAAGCUGGUUGGCAGGUCAGUCCAGAUCUAUAUGGAGAUAAUAACACAAGGCUAUUUACUUAUUGGACUAGUGAUGCUUAUCAAGCAACAGGCUGCUACAACCUACUCUGCUCUGGGUUCAUUCAAAUCAACAGGGAGAUAGCAAUGGGUGCCAGUAUCUCUCCAAUUUCUGGCUUUGGUGGUUCCCAAUAUGAUAUCAGCAUACUUGUCUGGAAGGAUCCGAAAGAGGGGAAUUGGUGGAUGCAAUUUGGGAAUGACUAUGUGUUGGGCUACUGGCCUUCUUUCCUGUUCUCCUACUUGGCUGACAGUGCCUCCAUGAUCGAAUGGGGAGGCGAGGUGGUGAACUCGCAACCGGACGGCGAGCACACGUCCACGGAGAUGGGAAGCGGCCGUUUCCCGGAGGAAGGUUUCGGCAAGGCGAGCUACUUCAGAAACAUUCAGAUAGUUGAUCAGUCCAACAAUCUGAAAGCUCCCAAAGGGGUCGGCACCUUCACCGAGCAAUCCAACUGCUACGACGUGCAGAAUGGCAACAAUGGUGACUGGGGAAAUUACUUCUACUAUGGGGGUCCUGGUAAAAAUCCCAACUGUCCAUAGAAGACCCUAGCUUUUUUUUUUUUAUAUAUUCCCUCCUCCCCCUUAAGAUUCCCCCGUGUACCCACUCAAUGUAAUACACUCCUUUUAAUCCUAGGCAGUGGUGACGUGCAUUGUUCUCUUCCUCAGAGAUUUUGUGUUGGCUCCCCUCUUCUUCUUUUUUUCUUUUGUACCUACUCUCCUUGUAAGAGUUUGGAGAGAUGGGAGGUCAAGUUUCUCAAGAGAGACAGGCCUGUGGUGUAGUCCCCUUAUGUAAUUGUUUCUUUAUCCUUUGAUCCUCUCUUGGAGUCAUUUGUUGUUGAAUUAUCUUAAUGGAUUGAUGAGAUUCUGGUA